Messenger RNA from Aureobasidium pullulans EXF-150, 1392 nucleotides. RefSeq names its product NAD(P)-binding protein. The transcript has a single exon. Lineage: Eukaryota; Fungi; Ascomycota; Dothideomycetes; Dothideales; Saccotheciaceae. The record is from RefSeq and is a predicted model, not a curated record. Bases 310 to 1350 code for a protein of 346 amino acids.
CGGGUUUUGGUGCGAGUUUCCAUGUUUAUGAACGAUUAUGCACCUUGCAUCGAAUUAUCUUUACCCUUGUCUCGUGUGCAGCUAGUUGUGCAAUCGACGGAGAAGGAUUCCGCUGGUAUAAGAGGGAGCAACUUAUCUCGUGCCCCUCAUUGUGUCAUAACUCGCAAGGCGGAGCAGAUGAUCGGCAUGGCUGUGCGAUAACAACAUUGCCAACAAUGUGCAGCAACUCUCACUCUUACCUUUCUAGUUGCUGAGCUCUCCUCGUCUCAUCCCUUACACUGAACAAUCACCUCUGACAAAGAAGACAAAAUGACGGAAGCCAACAAAAAAGUCUUCCUUAUUGGUCCCGGAUAUAUUGGCCUCGAAGUCCUGGAUCGACUACUGGAGAAAGAAUACGAUGUCACAACAUUGGUCCGUCGUGAAGAGGCCGCCGAAGAGCUGAAGCAAGAGAACGUCAAGGUGGUGAUGGGCACAAUCGACGACUCUGAGCUCAUCACCAAGCAAACCGCAGCCAGCGACAUCGUAAUCCACACAGCGACGGCCGACCACCUACCCUCUGUUCAAGCCGUGAUCAAGGGCAUUGAGCAACGAGCCGAGGAAGACAAACAUACCUACUACAUUCAUACCAGCGGUUGCAGCUUCUUGAGCGAUGACUCGCAUGGCGAAGAUGGGAGCGACACAAUCUACAAGGAUACCGACCCUGCAGCUCUUGACGCACGACCAGAGACGUCCUCCCAUCGCGAAAUCGAUCUCGCCAUCCUCGAUGCACGGAAUAGACUUGGAUUGAAGGCGAAGCUCUUCAUCAUGCUUCCUCCUUUGAUCUAUGGCGCUUCGACACAUGGAAAACUGUCGAUACAAGUCAUGACCAUGGCCCGUUUCGCCCUCAAGCACAAAUACGCCGGAUAUGUAGGAGGCGGCAAGGGCAUCUGGGGUCUUGUCCAUGUCAAAGACCUCUCGUAUGGAUACGCGACGAUACUUCAAUGGCUAGAAGCUUCCCCGGACGAAGUUUCGUUGGAGAAUCCAUACUUCUUCUGCGAAAAUGGCGAGGAAGCCACAUGGGCAGAGUGUGCAGCAUUCAUCGGCAAGGAGCUCAAAGCUGCUGGGAAGAUUGAGGAUGAAGCACCGAGGCAAAUACCAGAAGAGCAGUAUGGAGAUUUGUUUGGCAAGUACAGUGAUGUUGUCAUAGCGUCGAAUGCGAGGAACAGAGCGGAGCGAUUGAGACAGUUGGGUUGGCGCCCAGAGCACACGGACAUCGGUAAGGCGUUUAGAGACGAGGAGUUGCCGGUUUUGCUCAAAGAGACGGGCGAGUUCAGUGGUUAUGGAAAAGCCGCCGCGUCAGGAUCAGGCUGAUACAGUGGAAUUAUUUCGAGAAUUAUUAAUCAGUGUCGCUGC